AUGGACGCCUUCAGCGCUGCCAAGGCCAAGAUGGGGGCGAAGAGCGGCGGCGAGGCGGCGGCGGCGGGAGUGGCCGCGCCUCAGCCCGUCGUGCCAGCCCCCAGCCCCGCCGGUCCCGGCUCGCCUGCCCCGCUCGAGCCCGCUGCCUACAAGCUGGAGGACCUGGAGACCUUGGCCACCGUGGGCACAGGUACCUUUGGACGUGUUCAUCUGGUGAAGGAAAAAAUGGCCAAGCGUUACUUUGCACUGAAAGUAAUGAGCAUUCCUGAUGUCAUACGACUGAAGCAAGAGCAACAUGUGCACAAUGAAAAGUCUGUCUUGAAAGAAGUCAACCACCCUUUUUUGAUCAGAUUAUUUUGGACCAACCACGAUGAACGUUUUUUAUAUAUGUUAAUGGAAUAUGUGCCAGGAGGAGAACUUUUUAGUUACCUGCGCAACAUGGGGCGUUUCAACAACAGCACAGGACUGUUUUACUCGACGGAAAUUAUUUGUGCAAUAGAAUACCUGCACUCCAAAGAAAUAGUUUACAGAGACUUAAAACCUGAAAAUAUAUUACUAGACAAAGAAGGACAUAUCAAGCUUACUGACUUUGGAUUUGCAAAAAAACUGGUGGACCGAACAUGGACUCUCUGUGGCACUCCUGAGUACCUUGCACCAGAAGUUAUACAAAGUAAAGGCCAUGGAAGAGCUGUGGAUUGGUGGGCCCUAGGAAUUCUUAUAUUUGAGAUGUUGUCAGGGUUUCCUCCAUUUUUUGAUGAUAAUCCAUUUGGUAUAUAUCAGAAGAUUCUUGCUGGCAAAAUAGAUUUCCCGAGGCAUUUGGAUUUAUAUGUAAAAGACCUUAUUAAGAAGCUACUUGUGGUUGACAGAACAAGACGACUAGGAAAUAUGAAGAAUGGAGCAGAUGAUGUGAAGAGACAUCGAUGGUUCAGGUCUAUAGAGUGGGAUGCUGUACCUCAAAGGAGACUAAAGCCUCCCAUAGUGCCCAAAGUAUCUAAUGAUGGAGAUACUUCCAACUUUGAAGCUUAUCCUGAGGAUGACUGGAACAAGACACCUCCAGUACCUCCUAAAGAUCUAGAAAUUUUCAAGAACUUCUGAGUUUAACAUCUGCACUGGACAAGAAACUGGAAGGAAAUUGAAGUACUGAGAGCAAGUCUGAAGAACGAUGGAGUUCAGAUAUAAAGGAAAAUUUUCUUUGUGGCUAAGAAUGAUACUGCAUUCAGAUAUGUGUAUUAGUAUAUAAUGUCAAAAAAUAUGGAGGCAGGAAUAAUUUUUUGCUGUAAACAUUUGACUUUAGUUUAGGAAAUUGUAAUAAUAAUGAUAGUCUGCUCUGAAGUAGACUAACUAAAAUUAUAUUUUUAGGAUUAUUUUUUUUAACUUAUGGUUGAAUUAAGUUUCCUGCUAUUCCCAGAUCCUUUUUGCAUAGUUAACUCAUAGACUUAAUUUUAUAAGUUUAUACUAAACUUGUGUAAUUAAAAGCACAAAUUAGUAUAUAUGUAUAUAAUGAACACAGUACAACUAAAGCACAGGAAUUGUGCAAAGAUGUAAAUUUUUGUACUUUGCAGAGUCUAUGAUUUUUAUUUUUCAAAUAAUGUUUUUCAAGAAGUUCUUUAGGAAUAAAAGUCUUAAAAAAGGAUAAAUGAGUUUUUCAUCAUCUUAUAUACAUUUUAUAAUUCUUUGUAAAAAACAAAAAUAAUUAAGUUUUAAAAAGAUUUGUACCUAAAAUUUCCAAUGCCUCACACUUACAACCAUAGUACUUGAAAGUAGAAAGACAAUGGCAUGUUUUAUUGUUGUUUAAGAUGCAUCUUAAUGCCUGAUUUAUAAAGUUCUGUUACAAUUAUGUCUUUGAAAACCAGAAUUUUGACUGAUUAUACACUGUCUGAAAUGAGAUUCCUCACAUGAAAACUCGCUGUAAACAUACAAGUCAGUCCAUCCUGAUAAAAGAGCUUUAACUGGCUCUGACAGGAGUUGUUCCCUUGCAAGUUUGUCUUCUCCAAAUGUAGAGCAUGAGCCAUAACAGACCUUUUUCAUUAGUGAAAUUGUUGUUGAAUGCCGAACGCUUCAGAAUAUCAGAGGGAAGACUGAAUAUAUAGUACAGCCUUAUUUUUCUGCUCCUCCUUUUUUGAAAAUGUCCUAGUCCCUGCUGCCAGCAAUUUCAUAUGUACAGAGUUCAAACCUUAGAUGCACAGUCUCUUUUUCCUCCUAUGCUAACAUCUUUCUAGCAGCUUGAGCACACUGUGUUUUGGAAGUAUUUGCAAUAUCGCUUCAUUUUAAGUAGCACUAAAUAUCAGUAUGUGCACAAUAUGUAUCUAUAUAUAUGAAUGCACAGAAACAUGAAGGUAGAUUGAAUAUUAGGCAGAAACUUUUUCUAGGGGCUUUUUUUCAUAUUACAUGUUGUGAUACUUUUGUUAAUAUAAGGGAGUUGAUUUUUGAAGUGCUUCAAUUACAAAAAGCAAUUACAUUCUUUAGGAGGUUGUGGGUUUGGAUAACUUCUAGUGAAAUUAUCAUAUUUAGACCAAAUUUGUUUUUUUCUCAGAGCACAUCUGCUCUCCGGAGUUCUACUUCUAUGACUUAUGGCUCUACAUAAUAUUGUUCAAUUAGACCAUACAGACAGUUUUUUCCCAAAAACUACUCUCCACAUUUUUGAUCUGAAAGCGAUAAGAAGUGUAGGUCGAAGAUUUGUUUUUCUAAACUAAAUCCUGAAUGCCUACAAAGUAGGCAUUCUAGUAAUUGCUACUGAAAUUACCAUAUAUUUCAUUUUAUGGCAGAUUAGUUACUGGAGUCUCCUCAUGGAAAAGUGAUAGCGGUUUUUUUGUUUGUUUAAACAAUACAGAAGUGCUAUUGAGAACCUGUAACUUCUAGGAUAGAUUAUUUCUUCAUAAAGCAAGUCUUACUUAAAUAGAUUGUAUAACUCUUUGCAAAAAUGCACAAUGUGUAACAAAAAUCAGGGUAUGUCAAAAUGAUAAUUCUGUAAUAUCACAAAGCUGUCUUGAUGAUACGCAAACAGAACAAUCCAUAGGAAAUUACAGUUACAAAGUAGUGUAAGUACCUUAAUCUCUUGGAAAAAUUAAUCUAGCCCACUAUAUUUAUAUCUGUGGAAUUAGUUAUUCUAAAUCAAUUGGAAACACUGAGACACAUAAAACACAGCUUACUUUGUGUAAUGGGGAGAAAAACAGCUUAGGAGUUUUCUUAAUGUGCAAGCUUAUGCUAUUUUAUGGACUCUGAAUACCACAACAUAAAUUUCUUAUUUGAAAAUUUACAUACUGAAACAAGAAAGUGUGCUAAAUAUAGGAUUUUUCUUCAAAUUUCAAAGCUGCUCUGUGUUUAAAUCUUCGGAUCUGGAAAAAAAAAAAAAAGUUGAAUUUGAGCAAUUUGCCACAGUGGCAGUUAGAAGUUUUGAAUGCUUGAACAAGAGAUAGUGGAUUUUCUUUUUAUGAAUCUUAUCCAUUGCUGGCAGUGGAUGCACUGACACUCAUUGUGAUGGAGACUAAGGAAGUGAAUGCAAUGUUACUAAUAAUGAUAAUCCAUUGAUUUUACAUUGUUUCCGAGCCAUGUGUACACACACCAAACUACUGACCUCGUCAACAUGCUUUCUAGUACAAAACCGCUUUCGAUUCUUUUUUAAUAAAAAUACUGAACUAAAAAAUAAAACCAAAACAUUUUUGAGACAUUAUUUUAAGUGAUCAGUUAUUUUCUCUAUAGUCCUGAACUUAAUGAGGUGUUAGUACCUGGUUUUAUUUAUUUGCACAAGUGAGUCUGCUUUAAGUCUUUACUGGGACUUCAUGGCCCACUGAUGUAGUUCUGAGUGCUCAUGCAGGUGAACACUGCACUAAGAAUUCUGGAUUUAUGGAUUUUUUUUUAAGAAGACUAGAAUAUUUUUUUUCAUUUCUGUUGAAGUAGGAUGUUCUCUGAAGUUCAUUUUAUUUUGAUUCCUUCUGUUAAUGUGUACUUUUACAUAUAGACUGUUGUCUUGCAAGAGAGCCCAUAGGCCUUUGGUAUUCUACAUCAGUGAAGCAAGAAUGUUAAACAUUAAAAAAACAACCUUUAUUUUUGAGUUUUAUAUAUAUAUAUUUUGAAUUGCCCAAUCUGAGGUUUUAAGUGAUAAACAUGAAUUGUAAACUCAAUGCCUUGUAACCAAAUGAUAUAAAUACUUCAUGAUUUCAAUGAAGAACAUGCUGUAGAUUUUUCUGUAAAUGAGCUUGAUCAAUGAAUAUGUGUGCUACUGAGCUUUAACUAAUGUGAUCUUCCACUGUAGACAGUCAUUGUUAUCGAUCAAAUAUAGGUACUAAACUAUGUUUAAAUGGAUAAACAGGGAUUUUACAGUUUUGAAAGCAAUGAAGAUAUGGCUGUUCCUCAGCCCAUCUGCUUGCCAUUCAGAAGAGUUGUGAUGCAGUGCUUCCUAUGCUAUAGAAUUAUUUUUCAGCUUUCAAUGACUGUAGCAUGAUUCCUUUUUGUACUGUACUGUGUACAGACUUCCCAUGUUUUGCACUUUUCUAUGGCAAACCUUGACUGCUUUAUAAAUACUCUAUUGUGUAGUAAGUAGUGAUAGUAGUAGCAGGCAUUUGUGUGCUGCGUAAUCAGUUUGGACUGCUCGACUUGCGAGGUUCACUUGGGCUAAUGUUGUGUGUUGCUGGUUGCUUGUUGUAGCUCACAUGUAAGUACUGUUCAAACUACAAAGUCAGCCCUCAUUGCACAAUGAAAAAAAAUCACUGUGAUCUGUACAUAAACCCUAGUAAAACUUUAUUGCUGUUUAAUUUAAUGUAAUAUCUGUCAAAUCUGGAUUCAUUUAAUAAACCUUUAUAUCUUUUCAAAUGUUUAAA
Sturnus vulgaris (Common starling) is the source of this 4817-nucleotide messenger RNA. RefSeq names its product protein kinase cAMP-dependent X-linked catalytic subunit (gene PRKX). Gene Ontology annotation, molecular function: cAMP-dependent protein kinase activity; ATP binding. Gene Ontology annotation, biological process: protein phosphorylation. The record is from RefSeq and is a predicted model, not a curated record. Gene Ontology annotation, cellular component: cytosol; cAMP-dependent protein kinase complex. NCBI's taxonomy places the organism in Eukaryota, Metazoa, Chordata, Aves, Passeriformes, Sturnidae.